GACCGACCGAACCCGGCUGAAGAAAAUUUUCGAGCGAGCAGGGCAGGGCAAAAGAUGGCGGGAAAGUUUGGCGCCAUCUGCUCCCGCGCCGCCGCCUGCCUAUUUAUCCCCCGCCCCCGCAAUCUCCUCCUCCACUCAACCCCAACUCCUGCCAGAUUUCUCCCCUUCCCCCGCCGGCUGCACCCAAGAAGCCUCUCGACCUUAGCCAUGGCCGCUACCAACGGCGCCGCCACCGACUCCGUCCAGGAGCAUCCCGCCGCCGCCACCGAGUCCGUCCAGGAGCCUCCCCAGAAGAUCUCCAAGAUCUCCCCCCUGCUCAAGGUGAAGAAGCUCUCCGACAAGGCCGUGCUGCCGUCUCGCGGCUCCGCCCUCGCCGCCGGCUACGACCUCUCGAGUGCCGUGGAGAUCGUGGUGCCCGCGCGUGGCAAGGCGCUCGUGCCGACCGACCUCAGCGUCGCCAUCCCCCACGGAACCUACGCGCGCAUCGCGCCGAGGUCGGGCCUAGCGCUGAAGCACUCCAUCGACGUGGGCGCCGGCGUGAUCGACGCUGACUACCGCGGCCCCGUGGGCGUCAUCCUCUUCAACCACUCGGACGCCGACUUCGCCGUGAAGCCCGGCGACAGGAUCGCGCAGAUGAUCAUCGAGGUGAUCGCGACGCCUGAGGUCGCGGAGGUGGAGGACCUCGACGCCACCGUCCGUGGCGAGGGAGGGUUCGGAUCCACCGGCGUCUGAAGGACCUUGACUGACGGCUCCUUCCUUCACUCAGGAGAGAGGAGGGAUUCGGUAUCUAGAUUAGGAUGGUGAUGGUGAUGCAACCUUUGGUGUCUUUUGUUGGCUGCAAGAACUCGUGAUGUUCAAGUCCCGCUAUCCUGCGAUUAGUAGUAAGAUUAGUAGUACGUCGUCGAAGUUUAGGUUGCGUAGGUAACUGAAUGCAGGUAUUGUCGAGAACUCGAGUUGAUUCUGUGAUCUUUAUUGUGCACCAAUCGUGUUGAUCGUUUCUGGAGUUCCGUGGAAUUGCAUCCACUUGUCGUUUUCAGUCUGAUAAAAAGAUGAAUUAACUGGAA
Messenger RNA from Sorghum bicolor (sorghum), 1064 nucleotides. RefSeq names its product deoxyuridine 5'-triphosphate nucleotidohydrolase. Gene Ontology annotation, molecular function: dUTP diphosphatase activity; magnesium ion binding. The transcript is spliced from 3 exons. Gene Ontology annotation, biological process: dUTP catabolic process; dUMP biosynthetic process. NCBI's taxonomy places the organism in Eukaryota, Viridiplantae, Streptophyta, Magnoliopsida, Poales, Poaceae. The coding region runs from base 55 to 732 and encodes 225 amino acids. The record is from RefSeq and is a predicted model, not a curated record.